UGGUUACCUGGAUACUGAUGAGGCCUAGUACUUGUGGGUACCUGGAUACCAGUGAGGCCUAGUACCUGUGGUUACCUGGAUACCAGUGAGACCUAGUAACUGAAGUUACCUGGAUACAGGUGAGGCCUAGUACCUGGCGUUACCUCGAUACAGGUGAGGCCUAGUACCUGGAGUUACCUGGAUACAGGUGAGGCCUAGUACUUGUGGCUACUUGCAUACAGGUGAGGCAUAGUACCUGUGAUUACUUGGAUACUGAUGUGGCACAGUACCUGUAGUUACCUGGAUACCAGUGAGGCCUAGUACCUGUAGUUACCUGGAUACCAGUGAGGCCUAGUACCUGUGGUUAACUGGACACUGGGGAGGCCCAGUGCCUGGCAGUCCCUCCCUUUUAUAAUAAUGGGGGGUACAAAGAAUUGCCCUCUCCAGAACCCCCCUCAUUUCUCAUGUUUUAUGUAUGGGUUAAUACUAAACUUGGUUUGGUCCAGAUCCUAUUCUUGCUCCUCCUCUUUUUUCCCUCAGGUGGUCUUACCUACAGUUGCCGGGUAGAUCACUUUCAGAGGUGCAGUUGCUGGGCAGAUUUUCCAGAGUAGCUGUUGCUGAUUGGUUGUUUGGAGAAGAGCGGGAAAACAGCUGUAGAUAUAAACAUCGCUCUGUGGUACUGUGCCCACAGUCUGGUGGUGAUGCCUGAAGGAUGAAGAAGCCCUGUACCUGUAGUGUCUGUCUGAGGAGAGGGGGCCUGGAGCUGUAUGGGCUGUGUCUGCUUACACUGCUGUAGAGGAGAUGGCUGGUCCUGUCCUGUAGAGUCUCCUAUCAGUGCCAUCUCUGAGAUUCCUGCUUCUAAGAAGAGAUCCCGACAUGCUCGGUCCUCUCCAUGGAUGAAAGUCAGAUAAUGAGCCAAUCAUGAGAAGUUUGAACCACAUGAUCGGGCUAUCCAAUGAGUAACAGAAACGUCACUGAAGACCUCACGUGACUGACAAGUACCGGAAAUAGCGGAACUUCAAUACUAGGCAGGGGAAAGAGUUUACAGAGGGACAGGAAAUACGGAGCAUGGCGAAAAGUGGCGCACAUAUAAGAAUUGCCUAGGUGAUACCCCAAAAUGGGAUCAGGUGUUGAUGGUAGGACAGAUGGCGGAAUCCUAAUGUCUUUUUGUCUGGAACCAAGAGAUCCUGGGAACAGAGCUAACCGAGACGCAAGAGACGUCCAUUCGGAACCAACCCAGAUGUAUUCAGGAGGGACAAGAGAUUCUUCAGCCAUAUCUGAAGUACAUCACACCAGGUUCAACAUGACGUAUUGAGGUCGCAGACAAGAAGACAUGAUGCCAAAGCACUGCUCGAUGAGCUUAGGUGCUCCAGAUCCAGAAUAAUCCAUUCCUCAGCUUCCAGCAGUGAUCCAGAACUCUACUAGACUCCAGAAGACAAAGUGUUCUACACGAAAAACCAUAAAGCACCAAUGGCGCAUAAAGGGGAUCAGCCUCGAACGCUCCUUCUGGCAGUGGAGAAGAAUUUUACGGUCAAAAUUGGCUUACCACCCAUGAACCCAAGGGAUGACUUUAACGGCAGGGCGGCUGUUCUUGGAAAGAUUAAUAAUGUCAGCCAUAUAGCCUGUAGUCCAGAUGGUGAACUCUUCUGUAUCUGUGGUGGAGACCUGUACAGAGGUCCAAUGCCUUCCAAUAUAGAUGUCGAUUGGUUUUCGGUGGCUCAAAGAGUUGGAAAAGCUGUAUGGAACCGAAUUGUCCUUAUGUUCUUCCACCCCAAGGGAGAUUUCUACGUCACCACAAAUGAUGGAGAAUUUUAUAAGGGUCCCCCACCAGAUAAUGAGCAUGUACCUUGGAUCUAUGAUCAGGCGAAAAGAAUAGGACAUGGUAUUUGGAAGCAGUAUGAAGCCUUGUUCUUCAGUCCAGAAGGCCUUCUAUACGCUGUGGGCAAUGAUAAACUCUUCAAGGCUCCACCACCUACUGAGGAAAGUGUCCAAUGGGAUUCUUCAUGUACCUGUAUUGGAGGCAGUGACUGGAGCAGACUCACUCACUUUCUAUCCUUUAGUCCUGAUGGAAAACUCUGGGCUGUAGAUAAAUGGAACGGACACAUCUUCAGAGGAAACCCACCAACCCAAGAAGACCCAAACUAUCAGGCACAGGCUCAGGAUCUGGGAUCUAACUAUAAUGUAUAUAGGUUUCUGGCAUUUACAAAAGAUGCCACAAUCCAGAAAAUCAUGAAUUUUCAAUUCCUGGUCGACCAGGCACAAAUAUUGUCUCAAGCCCCCGAGGUGUUACAGGAGAAGAUCUACGACAACCGAAAGAGCAGUUCUACCCUGAGACACACCUUCACGUUCAACAAAACUAUAAAGGAGUCCAGCAGUUUUUCCCAUGAACACGGAUUCACUUUUCAAGCAGGAACUGAAAUGUCUUUUGAGGGAGGAAUCCCUGUUAUUGCCGAAAUAUCUGGGAAGGUUACAGUGAACAUGAGCACCACCCACAAAUGGAACUUCACAAAGACCAAUGAGACUCAGAUUUCCUUCUCAUCGAGCACAAACAUAGAGCUGGAGCCCCAUAAAGCUAUUCGGAUGGUGGCCUCAGUGAUAAAGGGGGAAAUAAAUGUCCCGUACAAGGCAAAAGCUCGGACCCUGUUUGGUGCUGAGGUUGAAGUUCAGGGGAUGUGGAGAGGGGUCUCACAUUACCACCUGAUCGUUACCCAAGAGGAUUAUAAUAAGUAGGUCACAUGACCCAGGAGGAAUCCACAAUUUCACUUAAAGAAAAUUAGUUCUGAUCAGUUGCUGCUGCUUCACGUGUCUGAAGGAUUUCCAAUAAACCUUAAA
Hyla sarda is the source of this 2811-nucleotide messenger RNA. RefSeq names its product tachylectin-2-like. Bases 1450 to 2709 code for a protein of 419 amino acids. The transcript has 8 exons. The record is from RefSeq and is a predicted model, not a curated record. Lineage: Eukaryota; Metazoa; Chordata; Amphibia; Anura; Hylidae.